CAAUUCAUCGUUCUCUCGUUUAGUCAGUCUUUCCUUAAAUUAUCAGAUUUGCAGAAAGUGGGCACUACUUUCCCUUCUCUUCGUCGAUUGUAGUAGAAAUCGACUAUACUUCUCUCUCGGUGGAGUAACAUGGCGGAUGCUUACUGGAGAUACACCAGCGGUGGGCAGCAGCAGGCGGCUCCGGCAGCGCCGGCGUCUCUUGCUCCAUUCGUCGCAAAACGGCCUCGAAGCGAAUACGAUGCUCCAAGUGGUCCUGAAUAUCCUGGCUAUUAUGGCCGUGAUGCUGAAAGGGGAAUGCCUCGAGUCGGGAGAGACGCAGAUCCUAUCGAAGCAUCCUAUGAGCGCUACCUCCGUAGUGGGCAAAUUUCCUCCCAUGUUGCCAGUGAGUCUGCAAGAUCCAUGCAUAGUGGAAUUAGUGGCCAUCCUAUUGACGAUCCACGUGUUAUGGGCAUCGGGGGAUCCGACCCACUAGCUUUUAAAAACAGGAAUGUUGGAAUGGUAGGUGGCAGACCAGAAGCUACCCUUCCUCCGGAUGCUAGCAGUACGUUGUUUGUAGAGGGUUUGCCUGCGGAUUGUACAAGAAGAGAGGUGUCACAUUUAUUCCGCCCUUUUUUAGGUUACAAAGAAGUUAGGCUGGUACCAAAAGGAUCAAGACAUGCUGGAGGCGAUCCUUUGAUUCUUUGCUUUGUUGAUUUCGUAAGUCCCCUUCAUGCAGCUACUGCAAUGGAUGCCUUACAAGGUUAUAAAUUCGAUGAGCAUGAGCGUGAUUCAGUCAGCUUAAAGCUGCAAUUUUCUCGCAAUCCUGGUGCUAGGUCAGGUGGAGGGCAUCGUGGAAAACGUUGAAACUAUGUGUAUUUACAGGACUUGCCCAAGUUCGGAGAUAUAUAAUACUUAGCGACGUUAUGCCGGCUUUGCAGUUUCGUGUGCGAUGUGUUUCUCUGAUCGGGCGCUUUCGUUAGGACCACCUUGAAACUGCUGGGUUUUAUUUUUUUCGGGGGAGGAAGUGGUAGUUGCUAAGAAUGCGUUUAGCUUUCGUUUCAACCUCAACUUUACUGGACCCCAUGUGUUGUUAAAUUUUAUAUCUGGAUGGGCGAGAGAUGAUUUUACCUCGAAUCUUGCGCAUAGAAUGUUAAUAACGUACCUGUAAUAUUAAGUCAACCUGCUCGUUAGCAGUUUGAAAAGUUGCUUGUCUGAUCAUGCCAUGAAUCAUUUGAAUUCCUUUUUAAAUUCGCUACAAGUUAUGAUCAAGUAGACAUUCGAGGG
Solanum verrucosum is the source of this 1263-nucleotide messenger RNA. RefSeq names its product protein MATERNALLY EXPRESSED GENE 5-like. The transcript is spliced from 7 exons. Bases 130 to 843 code for a protein of 237 amino acids. The record is from RefSeq and is a predicted model, not a curated record. Gene Ontology annotation, molecular function: mRNA binding. NCBI's taxonomy places the organism in Eukaryota, Viridiplantae, Streptophyta, Magnoliopsida, Solanales, Solanaceae.